AUGACAGACGCACCCGUCACACACACAGUGCGAAGGGUACCGUGGGGGUGGGUGUCAGGAAGAUCGGGCGCCAAUGCCCAUAAUUACCUCGAAGCGCCCAGUCACUCGAGCAGCCCUUGGCAGCAGCACGGCGGCUGAUUGACGAUUACCAGGACCAUCAUGGGACCUCACGGGAUCAACCGAGCAGCCCACCGCAUCGUCCUGUCCGAUUGCGAGAACGGCCUCGGAGUGAAGGUGAUCGGCGGAGUGCGCGAAUCCGGAGAGGAAUUUGGUGUUUACGUGAAACGCGUGCUGCCCGGAGGGAUGGCGGCCCUAGACGGGCGGCUGAGGCCAGGUGACCAGAUCUUGGAGGUCAACGGCGAGAGUCUGCUGGGAGUAACUAAUGACAGGGCGGUCGACGUCCUGCGCCUGGCCUCCGCCAGCAGUCACAUGUCGAUGCUCAUCUCUCGCGACGACGAGGCUCGGAGGGAGUUCGCGGAGCUCCUGGAGAAGUACGCGAGUAACAGCGACGCCAGCUCGGCACACAGCUCCCCGACGACGCCCACGUUAGGAAAGUUCCUGGACAGCACCUCGUCGACUUCGUCGUCCCGAUCCCCGAGUCCCCUGCUCAGCCCCAAGGACAGCCUGAGCCACAACUCGGGAGCGUUCCCGGCCUCGCGCGACUCGCGAGCCACCACGCCCAGCAGCCCACAGAGUGAGAGCGGCGCCAUCCAGGUGGUCUCCUUGGUCAGGACCUCGGGCCUGGGCAUCACCCUCAUGGGCGGCACGAACCGCCCCGACGGGCCCAUGGUGUACGUGCAGGAGGUGCUGCCGGGCGGCGACUGCCACAAGGACGGGCGCGUGAGACCAGGGGAUCAGCUCGUGGCCAUCAACAAGGAGUCGCUCAUGGGCAUCACUCACGAAGACGCCAAGGGGCUGCUGACUCGCACCAAGCUUCGCACGGACGCCGGCGUGGAGAUCGCGUUCAUCCGAGGGAAGGGUCCCCCGUACUCUAGCGCCCUCCACAGCGUGGCGCUCUACUCCUCGCAGCCCGGCAUCCCCAGCACGCAGCCCAAGCAGGGAAAAUCUCGGCAGGGCUUGGCGCCCAUACCAGUCAUCAACUCGGCAGGGUCCACACACGCCGGGGGGCGGCUCUUGAGCAGGAAGCUGUCGCUGGACCCACACGUGCGGCUCAAGGUGGACAAGCUGGAGCUGGCGCUGCGCUAUCUGGGCGUGGAGGCGCGGGAAGAGCAGCAGGAGGCACUCCGCGAAGCUCUGCAAGUGGAUUCGCGCGGAACGGUCAAGUACGGAGACUUUGUGCGGGCAGCUCGCCAGGUGUUCCGGCUGCAGCUGGAGGAGAUGGGGCCGGAUCAGGGCGCGGUGUUGGUCGGCACGAGCGAGCUGGCCGCCCUGCUGGAGCCGCUCUCCCCGCUUGGCCGGGGCUUGGGCAGCGACGAUGGGGAAGCGGAGCGCCUCAGGAGGGAGAGGGAUGAAGCUCUCUUCGAGAACCACAACCUCAAGGCCCGGCUGAGUGAGGUCGAGCACUCGAGCAAGGAUCUGCACGAGGAGCUGCAGAAGGCAAAACAGGAGGCGCAGGCGGCGUUGGAGGAGAGCCGCGCGCUGCGGAACCGCGUGCACCUGGCGGAAGUGGCGACGCGGCAGGCGCACAGCAUGGAGCAGGACUACGAGGAGGUGGUGCGCCUCCUCGAGAUCGAGCUGUCCGACGUCAAGGGCCAGCUCAUCGACCUCGAGCGCAAGGAGGCCGCCAAGGACGAGGUGCUGGAGCUGAGGAAGAGAAUCGCCGUGCUCGACUGCCAGCUGCGCAAGUCCGAGAUGACGAGGAAAACCUUCGAGGUCUCCACCGACAAGCUGCUGCAGUUCGUGGAGACGGUGCAGGAGGUCCUGUCCAGUCUGGUCCCGGCGCAAGGACAGCUGGCGCUGACGAGAGGCGAGACGGUGGGGGCGCAUCACCUGUCCCCCGUGGUAUCGCGCGGAGUGCGGAACGGCACCGCCAGCUGCCUGGGCCUGGCGGCCGAGGCUCGGGAAAUCAGCAAGUCGAUUCGCGGGCUCAUCGAGGCCGACUGUUUGCCAUAUGGCUGGGAAGAGGCCUACACAGCGGAUGGCAUCAAGUAUUUUAUAAAUCACGUGACGCAGACGACCUCGUGGAUUCACCCGGUGACCAGCACGCUCAGCUUGCCCCUGUCAGACGAGGUGGCCAAUGGGGUGGCUGGAGAAUCCACCACGUAGCCAAUCGCGUGCGAGCUUGGACCAGCCAUGGCCAGCCGGUCACUGUGUUGAGGUCGUGGAGGAAUGUAAUGGAAGAAUGUUACUUUUGACACUUUUUUUGUAGUGUGCCUACGAGCAAAUGUAUUAUAUCCAUGUACAAAGAAGAACCCAGUGGACUUUGUAAAUCAGAAGAAAACCAGAGCACGCGAUGCCUCCCGGCGUGGUUUAAAUAUUAAACGCAUCGUGAAUACGAUAGUCCCAUCGCAGGGCCGUGAAGGGAGACCUUCAUCCAGCAGUGUAUAGACCGUGGCAAAGGAUGAUGCAUAUGAAGCAAAACAGUUUAGUGUUACCGGUACAUUGGUUGUAGAAGUCACGUCAUUCAUUAGCGCGUGGGUUUUAUUUUUUAUGAAGGUGUUAGCAGCCCUGUAACUAUUGCUGCCCAGCACGGUAUUUUUACUGGUAUUUAUUCACAGUUUUUAAACCAUUCUACUUAACUUUAGCACAGAGAACAGUAGCGGCGUGUCAAUUGUUUAAAUUCAAACUGUGAAGACAAAACUGGGAUUUGCUUGGGUUUUGCAACCCACGUGGAUUAAUUUCAUGAUAAAAAAAAGGUGUGCGUAUUUCUGGGAAUCUGUAAAUACAGAAGGGAUAGUGUUAUUUUCAACAACAUGCCUUAUUACGUUUUCAUACGAUGCCGAGUAUUCGUGUUUGUUGGGGAAACAAAUGGACGUUGCCGUUUGAACGCCGCGAUGUGGGGUGGCAGGCUGGCUGUGUGACAGCCGUGUCUCGCCUUUAUUGUGACCCAUCAGUUUCCAAGGCCCCAUUGCAUAUUGGCACACAGCAACAACAAAAUGGCGUUCGAUGCUCAAGUUGCACCUCGAGGCCACUCAAAGUCUGAAAGGCUCGCUGCUAGUAGGAGGUCACGGCACAGACCCAAGUGUUACGAGUUGAUUGACAGACGACUGGCACAGUGGUACACGCAUACACCGACUACAGCUGCAAUUUACCCCAUAUUGACAGACGAAUACCCUUUUUUGGAGGCCGGUCCUGUGUACACCUUGUGCCACAUAGGGACAGCUAUCACUGGGGCUCCCCUUGGUUAGACUUCAGGGCAUUGAAACGGUUCAGAUGAGAUGUAACGCAAGGCACUUGAUUUCCCAGGCAAUUCAUUGCCCUAUGAAUCCGAAUCCUUAAGGUGACAUUACCAUGCACUUGUGCCAGACUAGAUGCAGUUGGAGGCCAUGAGAAGUGAUUGAAGGAUUGCCAGCAGGAAGACAUGAUACAGACCCAGAUAUGAACUGGCUCAGGUCACUGGCAGAUGUACCUGCGCUCUCCACUGGACUAACUCACAGUUUUAUCGACCUGCUGCUCUGCUCGUUGUUGUGAGCAUUGUCCCCCUACCUCCUGCUGUAGUCGAGGAAGGUGGCAGCUGCAAACUUCCAUUAACAUUUUGCGCAGCCCCCUCCAUCAAUCCUCAUGUUGACACCACUCGUAAAAGCCAUUGCCACGCACGCACGCACUCACGCACACACAUUUCCCGAAGGAAAACUGGCAUGUUCACGAAGAUGAUGUGUAUUAAAAUAUUUUUUCUCAUUAAAAUACAAAGU
Molecule: messenger RNA, 3812 nt
Organism: Lethenteron reissneri (Far Eastern brook lamprey)
Lineage: Eukaryota; Metazoa; Chordata; Hyperoartia; Petromyzontiformes; Petromyzontidae
Gene: STXBP4
Product: syntaxin binding protein 4
Molecular function (GO): protein binding
Source: RefSeq, a predicted model, not a curated record